AUGCAACUAAGUAGUUAUUUCUUUGUAAUUUAUACGCAACUUAUUAGUUUAUCACUAUCUGUAUACGCACAUUCGCGGAUUCGUAGCCAUCAUGCUAAGAAUCUUGCGUUUAUAACAUCAAGAUCUAUUGCGCAUAGCUUUACUAGAGUUAAGAAUGGAAAUUAUACUCGAGAAGUAGAAAAAACUGAAACUAAAAGGCCGACAAAACUAAUCAAAGAUACAAAUACCACACUAUCAGAGCGUCUACUAGCCUCUAGCAGCUACAUAAUACCACUCUCAGAUGCGUUACAGGCCUUUGCUUUCCCUCUGAUAAAAGUUUUUCCGCAUAACUUGUCACGUAUAAUUGAAAAAAUCGUAAUAUUCCAAUCUAACCUAAACCAACUACCUCUCUACUCCUUCUCAAUGUUCUCAUUCAUCUAUUUCAUCUUUGUCAAAAAGAAUCUACUGCAAUUUUCAUACUUCAUUAGAUAUAACUUCUUACAGGCGCUGCUUCUUGAUAUGUUUGAGCAUUUAAUAUCGACGGUUUACUUCCAAGUUUUUCCAUUUUCCGUGCCAGAUGAGACGAUAAUCACACAAAUCGCCUUUUAUAGCUCAAUUAUUGCGGGAUUUGGUAGUUGCUUCCUUGGAAUAAUUCAUUCCCUUUUAUCUUAUUAUCCAUGGUUUCCAAUAAUCUCCGAUGCAGUUAUUCUACAUAUCGGUAAGGCACAAGAUCUGUCAAGCAAAUAG
Babesia microti strain RI is the source of this 726-nucleotide messenger RNA. Its product is annotated as apicoplast import protein Tic20, putative (TIC20). The record is from RefSeq and is a predicted model, not a curated record. The transcript has 3 exons. Lineage: Eukaryota; Apicomplexa; Aconoidasida; Piroplasmida; Babesiidae. Bases 1 to 726 code for a protein of 241 amino acids.